Loxodonta africana (African savanna elephant) is the source of this 1430-nucleotide messenger RNA. RefSeq names its product transmembrane p24 trafficking protein 9 (gene TMED9). Gene Ontology annotation, cellular component: Golgi apparatus; COPII-coated ER to Golgi transport vesicle; endoplasmic reticulum-Golgi intermediate compartment. Bases 16 to 732 code for a protein of 238 amino acids. Gene Ontology annotation, biological process: COPI coating of Golgi vesicle; endoplasmic reticulum to Golgi vesicle-mediated transport; intracellular protein transport. The record is from RefSeq and is a predicted model, not a curated record. NCBI's taxonomy places the organism in Eukaryota, Metazoa, Chordata, Mammalia, Proboscidea, Elephantidae. The transcript has 5 exons.
GCUGACUGCGGCUGCAUGGGCAAGAUGGCUGCGGAGCAGGGCGCGCGGGUUAUCCGGCCCGGGCCUGGAGCCGGGCUGGGCAAGGUGGUGCGGGCUCUUCCGCUGCUAUUGUGUUUUGCCGCCCGCAGCAGCGCUCUCUACUUCCACAUCGGGGAGACAGAGAAGAAAUGCUUUAUUGAGGAGAUUCCGGACGAGACCAUGGUCAUAGGUAACUACCGGACGCAGCUGUAUGACAAGCAGCGGGAGGAAUACCAGCCGGCCACCCCCGGGCUUGGCAUGUUCGUGGAAGUCAAGGACCCGGAGGACAAGGUCAUCCUGGCCCGGCAGUAUGGCUCUGAGGGCAGGUUCACUUUCACCUCCCAUACCCCUGGCGAGCAUCAGAUCUGUCUUCACUCCAAUUCCACCAAGUUCUCCCUCUUUGCUGGAGGCAUGCUGAGAGUUCACCUGGACAUCCAGGUGGGUGAACACGCCAAUGACUAUGCAGAAAUUGCAGCCAAAGACAAAUUGAGUGAGUUGCAACUACGAGUGAGACAGCUGGUUGAACAAGUGGAGCAGAUCCAGAAAGAGCAGAACUAUCAGCGGUGGCGGGAGGAGCGCUUCCGGCAGACCAGCGAGAGCACCAACCAGCGCGUGCUGUGGUGGUCCAUCCUGCAGACCCUCAUACUCGUGGCCAUUGGCGUCUGGCAGAUGCGGCACCUCAAGAGCUUCUUUGAAGCCAAGAAGCUUGUGUAGCCAUCCCAGGCUUUACAGGCCAUCCUUCCUCCCUGGCUGGGGGAGAAAGGACCUCCUGGAACUGAUCCUCUCUGGCAGGAGGAGUAUUCCCAGUCCUGGAUGCUCUGAGGGGGCAAGGGGCUGCAGGCACCCCAGGCACAAGCUGAGGGCAGCAGCUUGGCUAGCUGAUACUUAGCAGGUGGUGGGGCAAAUGCCUGCCCCCUCCCCUGGGCUCUGGGCCCUGUGCAGUAAUCACUCAGGGGCUGGUGAAACCUCUAAGAGCCCCAAUGACAUCUCAGAGUCACAGUGUUACUGAUCAGGGAUAUGGGCCUACUGUCUGGGAUUGGAGGGGUGGGGGAGGGAUGUGGGCAAGCCAGUCUUUCUUCUGUCUUCCUUUGCUAACUGGGGACUUUGAGCAGGUUGGGGCAUGACUGACUUUCUGCCACCUUGAUAUCCUCACUGUUCCCUCCUUUGCCCUACACCCAGCCUGCUGAUCCAGGGUGUGUGUCAGUUGAGGGGAUCGAGGGGGUGGCAGUGUGGAAAAGUGGCCCUGAGGCUGACCCCGACUUCUUCACAUGGUUUGUCUUUUGGGGGGUCAGAGGAACCAGGAUCAAAUCAAACAGGCCUUGGUGCUGGUUGGAGAUGGGUCCUGCAGGAUCUUAGUUUCAACAAGUCUAAAUUUGUUGUGUUGGUUUCCCAAUUAAAAAAAAAAAAAUUGA